AUGUCUCGCUCCGACGAGACACUGGUCGCCGCCUCAGAUAUCCUGAGGGGCCUGGCUAGGGGUGCUGGUCCAUCGCCCGCGAGUACCGACAAAGCCUCGUUCAAUGGCCUGAACCUCCCUCCGUACAAUCUGCCGGGGCCUGAUACAGCCGAAAAAGAGAUAUUUGAAGCCGAGUUGACUGCUUUGGCCCAACGGAUCCAUUAUCUUGAGUCUCGGGCUGAGCUUGUUGGCAAAUCACUUCCUGACACGCCUGGCGAAUUUCAAAGUCCCGCCUCACCCUUGUCCAAGCCAAUCGAGAAUGGCUCCGAAGUACAUCCCAUGCGCUCAGAGCGACAUCCAUCAAUAACGAACCGCUCGAGACGUGUCAACAAUCUGCUUGCCGCCCGGAACCUCGAUGCCGAUCGAACUGUGAGCGAGGAAGACAUCAGCGUUCUUCGCGACCAUGUCGAGAAGCAGGCGGAUCAGAUCAAGAGUCAGCGCGAGACCAUUGCUGAGAUUAGUCAGGGUCUUCGAAAUUCAGAAGAGCAAGCCAAGCAGGCCUUUCAGCGAGUCGAGAAUGAGGAUGUUGGCAUGCUUGAGAGAGAAUUACGCAAACACCAACAAGCCAACGAGGCUUUCCAGAAAGCCCUCCGCGAAAUUGGUGGCAUCGUCACGCAGGUCGCAAGAGGCAACUUGUCGAACCGUGUACAAAUCCAAGCAACAGAAAUGGAUGACGAAAUUGCGACGUUCAAAAAGACCAUAAACACCAUGAUGGAUCAACUCGAGAUGUUUGGCAGUGAAGUCUCUCGAAUGGCAAGAGAAGUCGGAACUGAAGGCAUAUUGGGUGGUCAGGCUCAAGUCAGAGAAGUUCAAGGUAUCUGGAAAGAGCUGACAGACAAUGUCAAUGUCAUGGCCGCCAACCUGACAGCGCAGGUACGAGAAAUCGCCACGGUCACAAAAGCCGUUGCCCAGGGCGAUCUGAGUCAAAAGGUUCACAAUCGAGCACAAGGCGAAAUCUUUGAUCUUCAACAGACCAUCAAUACCAUGGUGGAUCAGCUGCGCAUGUUUGCGACCGAGGUCACUCGUGUCGCCCGAGACGUCGGUACUGAAGGCGUCCUUGGCGGACAAGCCGACAUACCGGGUGUGCAAGGAACCUGGAAUGAAUUGACCAACAGUGUGAAUGCCAUGGCUGAUAAUUUGACGUCGCAAGUGCGAGACAUUGCCAUGGUCACGACGGCUGUUGCCAAAGGAGACCUGACUCGAAAAGUUACAGCCAAAUGCCGCGGUGAAAUUCUGGAACUCAAGGUCACCAUCAACAACAUGGUGGAUCAGUUGCAGCAAUUUGCCCAGGAAGUCACCAAGAUUGCUAAAGAAGUCGGCACAGACGGUGUCCUCGGGGGCCAGGCGACUGUCCACGACGUCGAGGGAACAUGGAGACAUCUAACCGAGAACGUCAAUGGCAUGGCCAUGAAUCUAACAACUCAAGUGCGAGAAAUUGCCGCCGUCACCACUGCCGUUGCAAAUGGCGAUCUCUCAAAGAAGGUACAGGCCGAUGUCCAAGGAGAGAUCCUGGACCUGAAGAUGACCAUCAACUCAAUGGUGGACAGACUCAAUACCUUUGCUUUUGAGGUCAGCAAAGUCGCCCGGGAGGUCGGCACAGACGGAACCUUGGGUGGCCAAGCUACAGUCCAUAACGUCCAGGGCAAAUGGCGCGAUCUGACUGACAACGUCAACAUUAUGGCUUUGAACCUCACCAAUCAAGUGCGGAGCAUUUCGUACGUUACCCAGGCUAUCGCUGCUGGUGAUUUGUCCAAGAAGAUCGAAGUUGAAGCGCAAGGCGAGAUCCUGUUAUUGAAGGAGACGAUCAACAACAUGGUCUCACGCUUGGCACAAUUUGCGUACGAACUACGGAGAGUCGCUCGAGACGUGGGUGUGAAUGGCAAAAUGGGUGGUCAAGCCGAUGUCCAAGAUGUAUCCGGUCGUUGGCGAGAGAUCACGGAGGACGUCAACACCAUGGCCGAGAAUUUAACAGCUCAGGUCAGGGCUUUUGGUGAGAUCACUGAUGCGGCCACCGAGGGCGACUUCUCCAAACUCAUCAGCGUCAAUGCGUCUGGUGAGAUGGAUGACCUGAAGCGGAAAAUCAACCAGAUGAUUUCCAACCUUCGCGACAGCAUCCAGAGAAACACAGCUGCAAGAGAAGCAGCUGAAUUGGCGAAUAGGACCAAGUCUGAGUUCCUUGCCAACAUGAGUCACGAAAUCAGAACGCCGAUGAACGGCAUCAUCGGCAUGACACAGCUAACGCUCGAUUCCGACGACCUCAAACCUCAUCCACGAGAAAUGCUCAAUACUGUGCAUAAUCUGGCUAACAGCCUGCUGACCAUCAUCGAUGACAUUCUGGAUAUUUCGAAGAUUGAAGCCAAUCGUAUGGCCAUUGAGGCGAUCCCUUACACUGUGAGGGGUACCGUCUUCAACGCAUUAAAAUCUCUGGCUGUCAAAGCACACGAGAAGUCGUUAAUUCUGGCAUUUGAUGUGGAUAAUUCGGUGCCGGAUUAUGUCGUCGGCGACCCAUUCAGACUACGGCAGAUCAUCCUCAACUUGGUGGGCAAUGCCAUCAAAUUCACCGAUCAAGGUGAGGUCAAAGUCACCAUCCGGAAGUCCAACGAGCUCCUGGGUAAUUGUGGGCCUGACGAAUUUCCGUUCGAGUUCAUCGUGUCGGAUACUGGCAUAGGCAUCCAGUCGGAUAAACUUGAUCUGAUCUUUGACACCUUCCAACAGGCGGAUGGAUCAACGACUAGGAAGUUUGGCGGCACCGGCUUGGGUCUCUCCAUUUCCAAACGCCUUGUGAACCUCAUGGGUGGCAAUGUAUGGGUGACAUCGGAUUUUGGUCAAGGAAGCGAGUUCCACUUCUCUUGCAUCGUCAAACAUGCGGCCGAGGAUAUCAGCGUCAUCAGCUCGCAGCUGUGGCCGUUCCGCAAACAUCGAGUACUGUUCGUGGAUAAUGGCGAGACGGCAUUCUCGGAACAGAUCCCCGGCAUGAUUGCCGAGCUUGGUCUGCAACUGCUGGUAGUGAACGACGCGGCCGAUGCCCCAGAGCCGGAGCCUGUUAAGCGCGGCAAAACUACCGAGAUUGGCUACGACGUUAUCAUCAUCGACAAUCUCGAAACGGCGAGAACACUCCGGGCACAGGAAAAGUUCAAAUACAUUCCAUUUGUACUGCUCAGCGCGUCCGUGGCCAUCAGCCUCAAGACUGUGCUGGAUAUGGGUAUUGCUUCGUAUAUGACAACGCCUUGCCAGCUCAUCGAUCUCGGCAAUUGCAUGAUUCCAGCUCUCGAGGGACGCAGUACACCGCUGAUCAAAGACUACAAGAAAUCAUUCAACGUGCUACUGGCUGAAGACAACGAGGUCAAUCAGAGAGUAGCCAUCAAGAUUUUGGAGAAAUACAACCAUGUUGUGACUGUGGUGGGCAAUGGGUUAGACGCAUUCAACGCCAUCAAAACGCAACGAUUCGAUGUGGUGUUGAUGGAUGUGCAAAUGCCGGUCAUGGGCGGCUUCGAGGCCACGCGCGAGAUCCGACAGUAUGAAAAGGACAACAGCUUACCCCGAACGCCGAUCAUUGCGUUGACCGCGCACGCCAUGUUGGGCGACCGAGAGAAAUGCAUCCAGGCUCAGAUGGACGAAUACCUAUCCAAGCCACUGAAACAGAAUCUGCUGAUGCAGACAAUACUCCGCGUGGCAUCCGAUGGAGUGACGGCCAUGUUUAACAAGCAUGCCCGCACCAAAUCGAAUUCGACAGGGGUCAACACGGCCAAUGCAGCCAAAGAACAGGAAGCGUUGCAAAGUGCGCGAAUGCUCGAGCUGCCUGCACCGCCUCCUCCGAUGUCACCAACAAGACCGAACUACUCGGAGAGAUCGGUAACGACAACGGGUCCGGUGCAUGGGCUAGAAAGUCCAUCGGUCAACACGGACGGCCAGCCAGACCCAAUGUCGAGCGCGGUCAAUAAUGUGAGGACAUAUUACAAUCGAAACCUCUCGUACUGA
This is a messenger RNA of Cyphellophora europaea CBS 101466, 4017 nucleotides long. RefSeq lists its product as uncharacterized. The record is from RefSeq and is a predicted model, not a curated record. NCBI's taxonomy places the organism in Eukaryota, Fungi, Ascomycota, Eurotiomycetes, Chaetothyriales, Cyphellophoraceae. Gene Ontology annotation, molecular function: phosphorelay sensor kinase activity. Gene Ontology annotation, cellular component: membrane. The coding region runs from base 1 to 4017 and encodes 1338 amino acids. Gene Ontology annotation, biological process: phosphorylation; cellular hyperosmotic response; phosphorelay signal transduction system. The transcript has 2 exons.